Messenger RNA from Aspergillus candidus, 2308 nucleotides. RefSeq names its product putative C6 transcription factor. The record is from RefSeq and is a predicted model, not a curated record. Gene Ontology annotation, molecular function: sequence-specific DNA binding; DNA-binding transcription factor activity, RNA polymerase II-specific; zinc ion binding. Lineage: Eukaryota; Fungi; Ascomycota; Eurotiomycetes; Eurotiales; Aspergillaceae. Gene Ontology annotation, biological process: DNA-templated transcription; positive regulation of transcription by RNA polymerase II. The transcript is spliced from 4 exons. Bases 110 to 2149 code for a protein of 679 amino acids.
UGCUCUUGAAUGGAUUGACAGUCCUCUCGAUAUCUCAAUAAGAGCUGGCCAAUCUGCCAUCACGCACCGACCAAGCACAUAAGAAUGCCUCAUAAAUGACUCCGCAACCAUGGAGUUUUCCCAGUCGCCCACCCCUGCCUCACCUGCCCAGUACAAUCCCCGCAAGCGCGGAAGAACAGCCUGUACGCGAUGUAAAAGAAGGAAGCAAAAGUGCGAUAAUGACUAUCCAGCCUGCUCAAACUGCCACAAGGCUGGAGUGACGUGUGACAAGGCCACAGUACGACAGGAGAACGGGCAGCAGAAUGACUACACCCGCGCACUAGAAGAGCGCAUAGCCUCCCUAGAGUCCCAGCUGGAGUCCAGACCGGACCAGGACCCGAGCAUCGACCACAACCCCAUCGGAGAACUCGUCGGCUUUCUCGCGCUCAACUCCUCAGAAGCCCCCGCGUACGUAGGCUCCAGCUCGGGUCUCUCCCUAGCCGCCAACCUAGGCGAGAUGGUCCAGGCCACCGUCUGGAACCAAGUCCUCGCGCCAUCGCGAGGCGGCAGCAAGGGGUCGGCUGCCGGGCAUGGCCUACCGCCCCAGCCGUCGACGUCAACCGCGCGAGGUACGGCGUCGGGAGAUCGGCCGCGGCCGCUGAGGAUGGAGGAGCUGCUGGCGAAGAGCACCGAGCCCCCUAAUGACGUGAUGGGGGCGCGGAUCCUCCGCGCGUAUCUGACUCGUCUGCAUGUGCGCUAUCCGUUUCUUGAUCGGCGGGAGUUGUGGCGGUUGCAUGAGGAUCGGUGGAGGCUUGCUGGGGCUAGGCGGGAGGACCUUGAGAGAGAGGAGUGGUUUGGAAUCUUCAAGUUGUAUGUUGUUUAUGCGAUUGGGGCGACGACUCUGCAGUUGAGUGGGGAGUAUAGUUAUGUUUCUCCUGAGCGAUUCUACAUCACCGCCCUGCAGCAGGUCCCCGCCAUGUGUGAAACACGGUCAGUCGAGAACAUCGAAGCCAUGACGCUCUUGGUAGUCUACCACCUUCGCUCCGCGUCCAGCCAAGGCGUAUGGUACAUGAUCGGACUCGCCAUGCGCACCGCAAUCGACCUAGGGCUCCACAGAAAGGCCAACGAAAUCUACCUAGAUCCAAUCACCGCUCAAAUGCGACGACGCCUCUUCUGGACAGUCUAUUACCUCGAACGAGUCGUCUCCAUGUCUCUAGGCCGACCAUUUAGCAUCGCAGACCGACACAUCGACCUCCCCCUCCCCCUCGACAUCGACGACGACAUCAAAGACCCAGUCCAGCUGAUCACACCCGACCGCCUCACGACCUUAACCUUCGCCAUCCACCUAAUCCAGCUCCGCCGCAUCGACUCCAAAAUCCAACACAAGAUCUACCGCGCCGACCGCCCCCUCCACACCCUCCGCCCCAAGAUGGAUGCGCUCUACCUCGAGCUCGAAGACUGGAAGAACGCCGCCCUCCGUCGCUUCACCGCCCCACAAGACCUCGACUACCCCCUCCUGCACUACAACCGCGCCCUCAGACUCCUCAUCCAGCCCUUCCUCCCCUCCCUCCCUCUCACAGACCCUUACUACCACGUCUGUCUCCGCGCAGCCGGCAACGUCUGCCAGACCCACAAACGCCUCCACCAGACCCUCGAAUACGGCCACUCGUUCCUCGCCGUCCAGACGGUCUUCAUCUCAGGCAUCACCCUCCUCCACGCCCUCUGGACACACGCAGCCCACGUCUGGUCCGUGCAAAUGUCCAACGAUAUCCGCGCUUGCUCUACCGUCCUCUUCGUCAUGGGCGAGCGCGCCUCGUGGGUCAAAAAGUACCGCGACGCUUUCGAGCUGCUCGUGAACGCAGCCAUGGAGAAGCUAGACGCCGCUACCGGCCCCGCCAGUGACCCCGCUAAGAAACCCAGCAUGACAGAGCUAAUGAUGGCUACAUCUUCUUCUUCCUCCAUUAAUGAACCCUCUGGACCUGCCCCAUCUUCCAUGAGCGCAGACCCACACAGCCAAGACCACGGCGUGCGCAUGGCGUUCGAGCUCGCCCCGUGGAUUGAUCUCGCGGAGGAGGGCGGACCGUUCUGGAUGCCGGAUUUCGAGACGCUGGAGGGCCUGUCGGGGGAGUUUUGGGGCGCAGGUGAUACUGCGCUGUUUGAUGCGCUUUGAGUGAUUUUCCUCCUCGUCUCUUUCUUUAUAUGAGUCGACUUUUGAUCGAGCAGGUUGACUCGCUGAGCGGAGCAUGGUCCUGAUAAACGGAUUGGGUUCGUCUGUUCGCUUGGGGUAGAUCCAUCGUGCAGAGACAUGCCGCAUGCUGCAUAUUACCUA